This is a messenger RNA of Annulohypoxylon maeteangense, 1196 nucleotides long. Its product is annotated as putative glutathione S-transferase. Gene Ontology annotation, cellular component: cytoplasm. The coding region runs from base 359 to 1078 and encodes 239 amino acids. Lineage: Eukaryota; Fungi; Ascomycota; Sordariomycetes; Xylariales; Hypoxylaceae. The transcript has 4 exons. The record is from RefSeq and is a predicted model, not a curated record.
UCCAUUGGCUCCUAAAGUACGAGAUGCAGACAUGGCGGGGUGAAUAUAUGAUGAUGGAAUCCUCUUUACCCAACUUAGUGUGCAUAGAACAGCUAUUCUCGCAGUUUAUCUUGUAUCUAUCACCGGGAUCACGUUAAUCGCGCGGUGUACUUAGUCCGAGAUGCAUGUACGCCAAUGGUUUGAUAACCUACCCAUGCCUUUCUUGUGUUUAGUCAUAUUGUCCGGUGUUGGCUCUCAAAGAUAAAUGUCGAUGUAAUUACCCCACCUGUCAGGAGUUUCUUCGACUACCUGUUUACCACUUAGAAAUUCAACCUUCUUAGAGUUCUCUCACACAUAACCAUUGAUCAACGCGUCUACAAUGUCUAGCCAGGAAAUCGUACUCUUUGACUUGCCAUCUAAACCACCAAACAAGUCGUGGUCGCCGAACCCAUGGAAGACUCGGCUGGCCCUGAACUAUAAGGGUAUUCCUUACAAGACAGAAUGGAUUGAAUACCCAGAUAUCAAACCCAAAUUCCAGGAGCACCUCCCGAAAGCGGAUCUUUACACGAUCCCUACCGUCGUUUUCCCUGAUGGUAAAUGGGUAAUGGACUCGCUAGAGAUCGCCAAAGUGCUCGAGGAGAGAUACCCAGAGCCGAGCCUACAUCUAAACUCGCCUUACAUAGCAAGGAUCUUCGAACAGCUUACCAACUUGAGGGAUCCCAGCCUUGCUAUCUUCGUCCCGGGAGUGCUCUUCAACGUCUUGAACGAAGCUAGCCAGGACUACUUCCGCACGACGCGUGAGAAGGCGAUCGGAAAGAAGAUGGAAGAUUUAGCGAAGGAGGGCGGUGCGCCAGCAUGGAAAGCUGCCGCACCUUACGUGCAGAAUGUUACCGCAUUGUUGCAGGAGAAUCCCGAAGGACCGUUCUUCGAGGGGAAGACCGUGGGUUUCGCUGAUUUCAUCUGGGCUGGAUGGCUUCUCUUCAUGGGAAGAAUUAGCGAAGAGUCGUUUGCGGGGGCGCUAGAAGCUUCUGGAGAACCCGAGGUUCACUUGAAGUUUCUUGAGGCCUUAAAGCCUUGGACUGAGAGAGACGAUCACUAGUCUUCUUGAAAUCGCUUGCAAGGUGGGAAGGUUUCUAGAUCUACAGCACUACCAAUUAAAUGAAAUGAAAUGUUAGUAUAUUGUUACCUGAAUCUAGAUCAAAUAAAGUUCGAAUGCC